GGGGCCUACGGGGACUACAACCCCCAUCGCUCCCCAUCCGCCACGCUGCGGAUGAUGGGGACUGCAGUUUGGAAGCCCUCGGGGAGGCAAGCGCCUCCCUGAGUGGCUGCAGACAGGGAGUUUGUCAGCUGCAAUUCAGACACCUCUCCUGCUAUGUCUUCCCCUGAAAUCGCCUCCCUGUCAUGGGGACGGAUGAUGGUGAAAGGCUGCCCCACAACUUAUAAAGAUUGUAAAGUAUGGCCCGGUGGCAGCCGAACGUGGGACUGGAGAGAAACGGGCACGGAACACGUGCCUGGGGUUCAGCCCGCCGACGUGAAGGAAGUCCUGGAAAAGGGCGUCAAGACGUUAGUGAUCGGUUGCGGCAUGAGCGAGGCCCUCCAGGUGCCGCCAGCCACAGUGGAGUACUUGAAGAGGCAGGGGAUCGACGUGAUGGUCUUGCAAACGGAGAUGGCUGUGAAGGAAUACAACACCUUGGCUUCCCAGGGGGUCCGAGUGGGAGGGGUCUUCCAUUCUACCUGCUGAAGGCCUGAAGACAGACCCUUCUCUCUCUCUCUCUCUUCCACCUGCUCCUUGGGGGAAAUCCAAAGGAACAUUUCCCCCACCCCCAUCCCUGCUGUGCCAACUUCCCACCCAGGAAUAAAACCAUUUGCAAAAAUAAAA
Messenger RNA from Thamnophis elegans (Western terrestrial garter snake), 660 nucleotides. Its product is annotated as mth938 domain-containing protein-like. Gene Ontology annotation, biological process: positive regulation of fat cell differentiation. The transcript has 4 exons. The coding region runs from base 154 to 522 and encodes 122 amino acids. Lineage: Eukaryota; Metazoa; Chordata; Lepidosauria; Squamata; Natricidae. The record is from RefSeq and is a predicted model, not a curated record. Gene Ontology annotation, cellular component: cytoplasm.